Sorex fumeus (smoky shrew) is the source of this 1443-nucleotide messenger RNA. Its product is annotated as nucleoside diphosphate kinase 6. Gene Ontology annotation, biological process: UTP biosynthetic process; GTP biosynthetic process; CTP biosynthetic process. NCBI's taxonomy places the organism in Eukaryota, Metazoa, Chordata, Mammalia, Eulipotyphla, Soricidae. The transcript has 7 exons. The coding region runs from base 244 to 816 and encodes 190 amino acids. The record is from RefSeq and is a predicted model, not a curated record. Gene Ontology annotation, molecular function: nucleoside diphosphate kinase activity.
GUGCGGUGCCUGGUGGCGGGCCCAGCGACAGGAGGGCCAGGUGAAUCCGGACCUAAACUCCUGCUAGACUCCAAAUAAUCCAGCAUCUGGGGAAUCACUCCUGGUGCGCUCCAUGUACAAGGCAAACCCUCUCCAUGGUGUACUGCCUCUUCAGCCAUGAAGUCUUGAACUGGAGUGGGAACUAUCGAGAGGGAAAGAAACUGAAGAAUUGUAGAACUGCCAGAGCUUGGUAAUGCCGUGUGAAUGGAAGGAGAGAUGACCUCAAUCCUGCGAAGCCCUCAGGCUCUCCAGCUCACUCUGGCCCUGAUCAAGCCUGAUGCCGUUGCUCACCCACUCAUGCUAGAGGCUAUUCAUCAGCAGAUUCUGAGCAACAAGUUCCUUAUCGUCAGAAUGAGAGAACUUCUGUGGAGGAAAGAAGACUGCCAGAGAUUUUACCAGGAGCAUGAAGGGCGUUUUUUCUAUCAGCGGUUGGUGGAGUUCAUGGCCAGUGGGCCAAUCCGAGCCUACAUCCUUGCCCACGAGGAUGCCAUCCAAUUCUGGAGGAAACUGAUGGGGCCAACCAGAGUGUUUCAAGCACGCUAUAUGGCCCCAGAUUCAAUUCGUGGGAGUCUCGGCCUCACUGACACCCGCAACACCACUCAUGGCUCUGACUCGGUGGUCUCAGCCCGGCGAGAGAUUGCAGCCUUCUUCCCUGACUUCAGUGAACAGCGCUGGUAUGAGGAGGAGGAGCCACAGUUGCGCUGUGGCCGUGUCCACUACAGUCCAGAGGGAGGCAUUCACUGUGCAGCCAGCACAGGAGCCCCGGGACCAGAAUGAUGCAGCCUCCGUCUGUGGAGUCCAGUGACAGUGCCGAGUCCUUUCUCAGGGAGAACUUUAGCCUGGAGCAUGUUCUCGAACCAAGGGGUCAGGGCUUGUGGUGGCAUCUGCAUGGGACAUUGUGACCUCCUUCAGCAUCAAGCUCUCUACCUCGUCUCCAGAUUGCUCUUAAGGUGGCUCAGAGGAAUGAGGCUCACCUUUCGUGGAGAGAGCUGCUCCUCCUUUUUCAAGAGGAGUUUGCUAAUUGGCUGCUUUAAAAUGCCAUGAUUCUGUAUAAGCAAUGUCUGGCCUGGCUUCCUCAACGAUAGCGUUCUGCUGGAUGCACGAGACUGGAAGCCCACCUUUGUGUGCUUUCUCUCUAUCUUUAGUGGUCUCAGUUAAUCCUGUCCUGAUGCCAGCUCUCUGAUUGAGCUGAGUGAUAAAAGAAUUGUGUGGGAAUCCUCCAGUAGGCUCAGACACAGGCCGUGUGCAGUUUGGGUAGUGCAUAAAGGCACGCUGGUGACAUAGCUGAGGGCAGGAUCCGUGCCUUCUCCUGGAAAAGGAAAAUGGUGGGUCUGCCCAAAAGAGACAUGCUUUUAUGGCUAUUUUUCGAGUUUACACAAAGCCAAUAAAGGUAGCCAUGACUGU